This is a messenger RNA of Meriones unguiculatus (Mongolian gerbil), 1182 nucleotides long. It is a transcript of the gene Ffar3, whose product is annotated as free fatty acid receptor 3. Bases 4 to 963 code for a protein of 319 amino acids. Gene Ontology annotation, biological process: G protein-coupled receptor signaling pathway; cellular response to fatty acid. Gene Ontology annotation, cellular component: plasma membrane. The transcript has a single exon. Gene Ontology annotation, molecular function: G protein-coupled receptor activity. Lineage: Eukaryota; Metazoa; Chordata; Mammalia; Rodentia; Muridae. The record is from RefSeq and is a predicted model, not a curated record.
GCCAUGGAGACAGGCUUCUUCCCCGGCAACCACUGGCUUUUCUUCUCCGUGUACCUGCUGGUCUUCCUCGUGGGGUUCCCCCUCAACCUGAUGGCGCUGGUGGUCUUCGUGGGCAAGCUGCGCCGCCGCCCGGUGGCCGUGGACCUACUCUUGCUGAACCUGACCCUUUCGGACCUGCUGCUGCUCCUCUUCCUGCCCUUCCGCAUGGUGGAGGCGGCCUGCGGAAUGAGGUGGCUCCUGCCCUUCAUCCUCUGCCCCUUCUCCGGGUUCCUUUUCUUCACCACCAUCUACCUCACCUCCCUCUUCCUGAUGGCCGUGAGCAUCGAACGCUUUCUGAGCGUGGCCUACCCAUUGUGGUACAAGACGAGGCCGCGGGUGGCCCAGGCCGGUCUGGUCAGUGGCAUCUGCUGGUUCCUGGCGUCAGCUCACUGCAGCGUGAUCUAUGUCACCGAAUACUGGGGGAACGCCACCUACAGCCAGGGGACCAACGGGACGUGCUACCUGGAGUUCCGGGAGGACCAGCUGGCCGUCCUCCUGCCUGUGCGCCUGGAGAUGGCCGUGGUCCUCUUCAUGGUGCCCCUGUGCAUCACGAGCUACUGCUACGGCCGCCUGGUGUGGAUUCUCAGCCGGGGCGCCAGCCGGCGCAGGCGCAGAAGGGUGAUGGGCCUCCUGGCGGCCACGCUGCUCAUCUUCUUCGUGUGCUUCGGGCCCUACAACAUGUCCCACGUGGUGGGCUACGUCCGGGGGGAGAGCCCGGCCUGGCGGGGCUACGUGCUCCUCUUCAGCACCCUUAACUCGUGCAUCGACCCGCUCGUCUUCUACUUCUCAUCCUCCAAGUUCCAAGCCGACUUCCAGCAGCUCCUGGGGCGGCUGGCCAGGGGCUGCGCGCCCCGGACUCAGGAGGUCAGCCUGGAACUGAAGGCCAAGAACGGAGACGUGCCGUCCAAGGAGUGUCCGAGCUAGGGGAGGGGGUAGGGGGCGGAGGAGCGGGCCUGGGGACCCGUCGGCCCGGCGCCUCGUGUCCGCGGGGCAUUCCCUAGCCCAGACAGACAGACCGCAGCGAGCUGGGCCGCUGUCCGUCCGCUUCCUCGGGACCCUCCACGUCGCCCGCCUUCCCACCCUCGCCUUCGCUUUGGGUUCCGCUCUGGGAAGCUGUGGUGGCGAGAGAAGGAAGAAGAGCCG